Vitis vinifera (wine grape) is the source of this 2446-nucleotide messenger RNA. RefSeq names its product E3 ubiquitin-protein ligase CCNB1IP1 homolog. The record is from RefSeq and is a predicted model, not a curated record. Gene Ontology annotation, biological process: chiasma assembly. The coding region runs from base 947 to 1855 and encodes 302 amino acids. The transcript has 8 exons. Lineage: Eukaryota; Viridiplantae; Streptophyta; Magnoliopsida; Vitales; Vitaceae.
AUUUAACACUUGGUUUAGUUGCCAAGGCCUGAGAAAAGGGAGGAAAAGAAAAGAAAGUAAAAGUUUGGAUUCUAAGUAAUAAUAUUGUAUUUGGAGCGAAAUAACUGAGUUGCGUUUUUGUUAUCAGUUUAUCUGGUUUUACUACUUUUUCUCGGAAACCAAACAGAUAGUUUUUUCAAGCUUUUUUAAUUUUCAUGCACUAUUUUACUUCGUUUGUCAACUAAAUCCAUUCUCGUGGUUUCUGAUCUGUGAAUUCAUGGGCAUAAACCUUUUGCUACUCAAAUCCUACUGUGUCUGAAUUGCUAAAUUCUUUGAACCAGUUAGUGCAAGCCGAAAGUUUCAACCUCAUUACCGAGCUGAAUAUUACUGAAUCUUCUGAAUCAUCAGUCAAAACUUUAGAAAUAGUAAAUAAAUGCUUAAAUGGCUUAUUUUUCCGAAUUAUUUCCCUGAAUUUCCCCAAAUUUCUUUAAAUAUCUUAAUCUGAUUCUGACCAUCCCUUUUUUUUCCUUAUUUAUUUUAAUUCAAUUCUAAUCGCCAGCCGAUGACUUGACAAUCAUAACUUGCGGUCAUGGCUAGUUGUCAGACAUUAAAAUAUUCCCUCUAAGAAGGUUUAAAUAAAUAAAUAAAUCCUUUUGCUCCAAACUCCCAAAGUCAUAAUAUGCUGCAUAAUGGAGUAAGCGCUUCCCAAUACCCAUAAUCUCUCCCAUCCUAGAUAAAAAUCUAUAAACUAAGCUGCUUUGGUACCCAGUUUUCAGUUUGAAGCCAUGGAAACUUUGAUCUUGCCACUUGCCCUUAUUCAUUUAGUAAGCGUCAUAAGGCUCUCAUAUUAAGUUUGCUGCAGCAGACUGAGACUUGUAGGGAACUAAGCUCUGCGCCUGGCCGCGAUUCAUGGCGUUAUAAAGCCUCAAACACACCAUAAACUUGAAGAUCAUUUGUGACUGCUGAAAUGAGAUGCAAUGCGUGCUGGCGGGAAUUGGAAGGGCGAGCCAUCUCGACCACCUGUGGCCACCUCUUGUGCUCGGAAGAUGCUAGCAAAAUCCUUAGUAGUGAUGCAGCAUGUCCCAUUUGUGAUCAAGUGCUCUCUAAGAGUCUCAUGAAACCUGUGGACGUCAAUCCAAAUGAUGAAUGGAUAAAUAUGGCCAUGGCAGGAGUAUCUCCCCAGAUAUUAAUGAAAAGUGCAUAUAGGAGUGUAAUGUUCUACAUUGGACAAAAGGAACUGGAGAUGCAAUACAAGAUGAACAGAAUAGUAGCCCAGUGCCGGCAGAAAUGUGAAAUGAUGCAAGAAAAAUUCACAGAAAAACUGGAGCAGGUGCAUACAGCAUACCAGAAAAUGGCCAAGAGGUGCCAGAUGAUGGAGCAAGAGAUUGAGACCAUGUCCAAGGACAAGCAAGAACUCCAAGAAAAAUUUUCUGAAAAAUCCAGGCAAAAGAGAAAACUUGAUGAAAUGUAUGAUCAGUUAAGAAGUGAAUAUGAGUCAAUGAAAAGAUCAGCUAUCCAACCCACAACCAAUUUCUAUUCAAGACCUGAGCCUGAUUUGUUCUCUAACCAACCCAAUAUCAUGGAUAACAGAGAUACAAUCAGAAAAGAUUGGUCGGUUUUCACUCCUGAAACUCCAGGACCUAAAGAGGAUAUAUGGACUGCAAGACAGAAUAGCUCUAAUUCUGGUGGCCCUUUUGAGGUCUCUGGUGGCUCACCAAUGAAACAAGCGCGAAUCUCAGUUGAUGCUGGGAACAGAAGGGCUGGUGCUUUUGGAACUGGAGCUGGAAACCCCUCAAUGACCAUAAGGAACCUAAUACUUUCACCAAUAAAACGGCCCCAGCUCUCCCGUGGCCGCCCUAACAUGUUCACGUUGUAGGCUUGGCAUUGGAGGGCUUGCACCGCUAGUCACGCCAGACAGUACUACACAAUCUGUAAGCAAUUAUUUUCCUGUCUGAAAACUAGGAUAGAAAAAGAUCAGGAAGAGGAAAAGGUGAAACAAAACAAUGGACCGUAGUACUGAUGUUUUUCAAUUGUACAUUUCUGUUACUGUGAUUGGAGAAAUAUAACCUGAACUUUUCCCGUAAGUAGCAUUCAGUUGAGACAAACACAAACCAGAAUAGGCAAAAAUAUUACUUUUACAUUGUGACAAAAUCAUUAAAAGGACAAGGGAAAAGAGAGUAGGAUAGUUUGACACUGUCUAAAGACACCCUAAGAGCAGGCCUGCACUUGUAUUUUGGAGCUUCUUGGUCACUUCACGAAAAGAUGAUAGAUUUGCAAAGGGUUUUAUACUAACUACAGGCAAUUCUUUACCUGUCUUCAGGAUUAAACACAAAAGAAAGAAGAAAGAAGGAGAGGACACAUUAUCAUAGACUUAUAAUCCUAAUGUCUCCAAUUUGUUUGUUGUAAACCUACCACAUCAUUCCAUGCUGUGCCUUUAUAUUUUACAUGCAAAACCAACUUAAUGCAU